AUGCAUGAGAUCUUUCUCACGUCCACCAUCAAAGAUGCCGACCUUGAAAAGGCAUGUGCAGUUCUGCAGGGCCUGAGCUGGAUGUCAGCUCGCCGCAAUGUCUACCGCGUGUCCUAUUUUGCUGGGCCAUCCAGGCCAAAAGGCUUGCCUGCCAUCAAGUCCAUACAGGCCACACAACGCCACGGCCUUGCCUGGACAGAGCUACACAAGGAGCUCAGCCGUCUGUCCCAUGUCUUCAAGGUAGUGCACGAAGUCCUCCUGGACAGGGACUUUGGUUCUGGCGUUAAUGUGGACUUGAAUGCCGUGGCAGGUACGGUGCGCUGGGAAGGCUUCCCCGAUCCACCAAGAGAAAAGGGCCAGUUGACGACACAUCGCAAAAAGAUUGACAUUCCAGAGCAGAAACAACUGCUUGCUACCAUGGCGAGUAACGGGCAAUCGUAUCAGACAGAGCUUGUUCAGGAGACAUAUACCUUCAUCAGGGACAAUGUCGAGUUUGUCCUGAGCAGACACUACUACAUACCGCCGUCGCCUGAACAGCCAGGGCCAACGCCAGCUCUUCCGGCGUGGUCGAAUCUCACACCAGUAGAUCCGGCCAAGAAAUGGAUGUUCCAGGUCAAGCGGGACGUGAUCGAGGACAACAACCCCGAGAAGAUGAGGCAAGCACAGAAGGAGCUCUUGGACGUGAAAACUGAGCUCGAACCCAUCUUCACGUUUGUGCCCAUCGACAGACGUGUUCUUGAUCCGCGGAUCCCAUUACCGCCCACUGUUCCGGGUCAACACCCAUAA
This is a messenger RNA of Pestalotiopsis fici W106-1, 786 nucleotides long. RefSeq lists its product as uncharacterized. Gene Ontology annotation, biological process: regulation of transcription by RNA polymerase II. The transcript has 2 exons. NCBI's taxonomy places the organism in Eukaryota, Fungi, Ascomycota, Sordariomycetes, Amphisphaeriales, Sporocadaceae. The record is from RefSeq and is a predicted model, not a curated record. Gene Ontology annotation, cellular component: mediator complex. Gene Ontology annotation, molecular function: transcription coregulator activity. Bases 1 to 786 code for a protein of 261 amino acids.